AUGAGUUUAAUAAACAAAGUCGUUAUAAUAACAGGCGCCGCUUCAGGCAUCGGUGAGGGCAUUGCCACUCACUUCGCGAAACUAUCUGCAAGACUUGCUCUAAUAGAUAUUGAUGUAGAUAAACUACGUAAAGUUGCAGAGCAAUGCGAAAAUUUGAGCAAAGCAAAGGUCCUUGGAGUCCCUGCAGAUGUAUCCAAAGAUGGAGAUGUAAAACGUGCUAUAAGUGAUAUAAAACACGAAUAUGGGAAGAUCGAUGUAGUGAUAAACUGCGCGGGUAUAGCUGGCUAUAAUAGAAAUAUCUUAGAUGCAGAUCUAUUGAGUGAGUUUGAUAAAGUUAUAAGUGUCAAUCUACGAGCUAUGGUUGCUGUAACUCAUUAUGCAGCUCCAGCAUUGAUUGAGAGCAAAGGGUGUAUUGUUAAUAUAGCCAGCGUGAUGGCUAGAAUGUCUUGUAAAAGUGCUAUAUCGUACAACAUAUCAAAAGCUGGAGUAGCUCACUUUACGAGAAAUGCUGCUUUGGAUUUCGCGGAUAAAGGCGUGCGAGUCAACUCCAUAUCACCUGGUCCAGUUGAAACGAAUCUUUUGAUAAAUUCCGGAAGCAAUCAAGUAGAAAAUGCUAAAACGUGGGAGACUUUAGCUAAAACAACGCCGUUGCAGCGUAAUGUUCAUGUAAUGGAGAUAGCAGCAAUGGCUGCUUAUUUGGCAAGUGACCAAGCUAAGGGCAUAACUGGUUCAGAUUUUAUAAUAGAUUGCGGUUUCAUAUUGUCAGGGACGGUUAAUGCAACAUUUCUUCGCAACGAUGGACAUCAAAAAUAA
Bicyclus anynana (squinting bush brown) is the source of this 813-nucleotide messenger RNA. RefSeq lists its product as uncharacterized. Gene Ontology annotation, molecular function: oxidoreductase activity. The transcript has a single exon. The coding region runs from base 1 to 813 and encodes 270 amino acids. Lineage: Eukaryota; Metazoa; Arthropoda; Insecta; Lepidoptera; Nymphalidae. The record is from RefSeq and is a predicted model, not a curated record.